Dictyostelium purpureum is the source of this 336-nucleotide messenger RNA. RefSeq lists its product as uncharacterized. The coding region runs from base 1 to 336 and encodes 111 amino acids. The record is from RefSeq and is a predicted model, not a curated record. The transcript is spliced from 2 exons. Lineage: Eukaryota; Evosea; Eumycetozoa; Dictyosteliales; Dictyosteliaceae.
AUGGAUAAAAUUAAUAACAACAACCCAUCAAAUGAUAAAAUCAAUAUUAAAUCAAAAGAUAAGGUCUCUCCACUUACUAAUAAUAAUCAAAUCCUUUCUGUCGAUAAUUAUAAAUUAGACCAACCAAUAACCAUUUCGCCAAAAAAAAUCAACCAAAUCAGGAAAAGAAAAGCAAAUUCCCAAAACAUCAGUCUUGAUGACCUAUCACCACAAAUAAUCAAUAACAACCUCAAUAACAAAAAACAAUCAAACCCAAACAAAGUUAAAGAUUUUAAAAACUUUAUAAUUAAAAUUUUACUGAUUAGUUUAAGAUAUUUAAAUCAUAUGAUGCCUUAA